Paramecium tetraurelia is the source of this 2469-nucleotide messenger RNA. RefSeq lists its product as uncharacterized. The transcript is spliced from 17 exons. Gene Ontology annotation, molecular function: protein binding. The record is from RefSeq and is a predicted model, not a curated record. NCBI's taxonomy places the organism in Eukaryota, Ciliophora, Oligohymenophorea, Peniculida, Parameciidae.
AUGGAAGAGUGCGAGUGCAAAAAGGAAGAAAAUGAGAAUCCUCAGUUCAUUGGGUUCUGCGAAAAUGAUGAAUGUGGAGAUUUCUAUUGUGAAAACUGUAAAGGUGAUCAUGCAGGCCAUCGUGAAGAUACUCUUGAAGGAUAGGAGUUGGAAGAAUUUCUUGAAUAAAUGAAUUCCCCUGAAUAUUAAAAGGAAGUAGAGCAAUAGGCAUUGGCAGAAGAAUUCUCUGAGUAUUAUGAGAGGAUUUUAAAGGAAAAUGAAGAAGAAACAAAAAUGUUUUAUCAAAUUGUAUAAUACCUCAAAGACGGCAACGCUGAUGAGUUGGUCAAACUCCUAGAUAAAAUAAAAUAAACCAAAGUAGAGUUCGAUAACAACAAGCCAAUGUAAAUAUCAAAAAAAAUGGAUGAGUACAGAAAAAGAAUAAAAGACCUUGAUGACUAGUUUCCUACUGGGAAUCUUGAAGAUAGAAAGAAAAAAAUAGAGCUUAUGAAUAAAGGAAGAUAAUUAUUUCGUUCAGGCGAAUAUUAUGAGGCACUUUAAAACUUAUAAGAAGCAAUUAAAAUAGAUAAUAAUUACGUUGAUGCAAUCCUCAUUAAAGCUCAAACAUAAAUUCAAUUGGAAAAUUAUAAUGAUGCUGUUGCUUGUUGUGAUUAUGUGAUUCAAAUAGACAGACUCAAUGGCGAAGCAUAUUAUAUUAAGAUAAUUGCCUUAAUUUUAGGUUAAAGAUAUGAUGUCCUAAAUGAAGCACUCAGACAAGCAUAUCGUAAAAUUUCAUAUAAAUUUACCUUCAAUACUCUUCAUUUAAUUAACCAAUUGGAAAGAAGUUCUCCAACUGUUAAGAAACACUUGUCAGAAUUAAACUAUGAUUUAAAGCGCAGCCUUUUUUCCCUUAUUAAUCAUGAAGAAAUCACAACUUAAAUUUGUUAAUAAUACUUUACAUAAUUAGUAGUAAUCAUCAAGCUUGCUGACCAAGAAGAGAUAAACCAUGCCCUAAUGCAAUAUAAUUUAAAUUUCGAAGUUAUUGAAGAAUACUAAAAAUAAUACGAUGUGGAUAUAAGACCAAAGUUGGAUGAAAAGGCAUGGUACUAAAUGGUAGAAUGGCUUGAAAAUUAUUAAAAAUAAAAAAUGGAGAAUUAACUAGAUCAAUAGUUUAUAUAUUAAUUAAAUAUUAGAUCUUAAGGAUAAAUAUCGACUGAUAACCCAUCCGCAUCUCAAAUAUCAAAUACUGGUACUGCAGGAAAUGAAAAUCCAGGUGAACCUCCAACAGGAAUUGUCUCCGAAAUUAGUUAGUUUUAUUAAGAUUCAUAAUUAGGAUAAACUGCUCAAUUUUAAUAACAAAAAGAUGUGAGCAAUGUUUAAGCAGAAAGCUAAAUUCCAGAAUAAAAUCCCACAUUACCUGCAGUUAAUACCCAAAACCAAUAACAAAAUUAAAAUGAAAUCUAGACUCCUGGAGGUUAAUCUUCAAGCUAAUUUUAAUCAGAAUUUAGUAAAUUUAUCGAAAAUUAACAAAUAAACUAAGCUGCUGCUAACGAACAAUAAUAACAAGAACCUGUUGUGAGGCCUUUAGACGAAUAAAUUACCUAAUAGCCUUCAAAUUAAUUUGUUAACUAAUUAAACAAUUUUUUAUAAGAUUCAGCAACGAACUAAACAAACCCAAGCCAAGAGCAACCAAAAGCUGAAGGCUAAAUUCCUGAAAACGAAAAUGUUAACUAAACUCCAAACCAAUUUAAUUCACAAUUAGAAAAUUUUUUAAAUGGUUCACAACCAAACUAAGAGACUCCGAACGAACAAUAAUAAAUACAAAACCCUGUAAAAGAGAUGGCUAAACUAAUUCCUACUCAAAAAACCGAAUAGUAAUUGGCAGAUUUCUAUAAGGAUGAACCUAAGGAUAAGAACGAUUAAUCCAAAGAAAAAGAUUAAUAAGCCGCAGGAGUAACGCCCUCAAUACAGCAAGAACUCUAAAACUUUUUGAAUGGACAAGAAUACAAAGCAACUGAAUAAUAACCAACAGAUUAAUAGCAAUAAGAUAAAGAAGAGAUUACUUUUGAUGAAACCAAACGUUUGGAGUAAGUCUUGAAAUUUUGUAAUGAAACUAUAAAGAAAGGCAAACCUGAUCACUAAAUUUAUUUUAAGAAAGCAAUGAUUUUAAAGAAACUAAAUGAUUUUGAAAAUUCCAUGGAAAAUUUGGACUACGCCAUAUAAAUGAAAGAAACUGAAGCUAAUUAUUAUUAUCAAAAAGCAUUAUUGUUGAUUAAGUUGGAUGCUUUAGACUUAGCCAUAGUUAAUUUUGAUGAAGCCAUCUCAAGAAAUCCUAAUGAACCAAAUUAUUAUUUAGAAAAAGGAAAUGAAUUAAAAAGAUAGAAUAUAUUAAACGAAGCUGAAAUUUGCUUUGAAUUAGCAAGGUAGAAGAGUGAAGCAAUAAAAUGAGAAAUUAAUUAUAAAAUAUUAAAAGAAUUUAUUCUUUUUUGA